UGCAGAAUAUGAUGAAUUCGUCGCUGCAUACAGUAUCCAAGGAAGUCAAAUAGGCUCAAAAGCUAUUCUUCGCAGUACACCAUUGCCUGGUGCUGCAACAGGAAGCUGUCUCACGUUUUGGUAUCACAUGAAAGGUGCAUUAGAAGGGUUAACCUUGCAUAUGGAAAUACCAGGUACAAAUGGAAAUAAGAUUUUGUGGGAUUCACAGCAGAGCAAUACACAACCUUAUGGAGAUGAAUGGAAUCCAGGCCAAGUCUCCAUUGACCCUGUUGCGGGUUCAUACAUGCUAAUAUUCACUGCAACCAAACCCUAUGAAAAACUCCACAUUGCAAUAGAUGAUAUUGGGUUUUACAAGGAUGGAAAAUGUGAGGGAAGACCAGUGGCUGAUACAUACGAUCAACAACCGGCAGCAACAAAUGAGCCCAUAAUGGUAGACACUCCAGAAAUUUCAGAUGACAUCAAUGUGGAAGACAUAAGUUUUAUAGCUCAACUAAACGAUGCUAUCGCAAGAAUUAAAGAACCACGAAAAAAUACGGCUGAAUAUACCAUAAUUGACGCAAAUAUGGAAGUGUCAAACAAGAGCAACAUUAUCUUGGUGGAAGGAGAUAUUGUGGUACCAGAUGAAAAAAAAAUUAGAGAAAGGAAGCGCAAGCUUAAGUUGAAGGAAGGAGAUAUUGGUGUACCAAAUGAAAAAAAAAAGAGACAAAAAAGAGUAUUGACCAUAGAUAGUGUAUAUGCAGAGAUCGCACCUAAACCAACAGCUUGGAGACUUAAAAAAAUUCCAUAUAUGAUUAAAGUCGAUGAUUAUGCUGAAGAUCAAAUUACACUCAUUCGAUACGUCAUCAAUAUUGAACUUAAUAGCUUUUCCUGCCUAAAAUUCGAAGAGCAUCCAUAUAAUCCAGCGGAAACAGACAUCGUAACAAUAUUCAGUGGACUAGGGUAAUCUAGAUUUUCAGGCAUCUAAGUUUUAACAGCAACAAAGCAACAACAAUAAUCAACAACAGCAAGAACGACAACAAUAAAAAUUAGCGACAUUAACAAAACCAACGACUAAAAAACAACAACAGCAAGAGCGACAACAAUAAAAAUCUGCGACAUUAACAAAACCAACUACUAAAAAACAACAACAGCAAGAACGACAACAGCAAGAACGACAACAAUAAAAAUCAGCGACAUCAACAAAACCAACUACUAAAAAACAACAAC
Molecule: messenger RNA, 1206 nt
Organism: Hydractinia symbiolongicarpus
Lineage: Eukaryota; Metazoa; Cnidaria; Hydrozoa; Anthoathecata; Hydractiniidae
Exons: 8
Coding region: 128-943 (271 amino acids)
Cellular component (GO): membrane
Source: RefSeq, a predicted model, not a curated record